GAAGGCACCAAUCAAUUGAACCAGUGCAGUGUGGCGCACAGAGCAGAGGCGACGCAGCUCCACGCACUCGCAGCAACAAGGUCCUACGGAGCGACACUUGGAGUGGAGGGCGCGUAUCUCUCUCCAGAAACUUUGCACGCGAGCGACUUGUUCUCUGUUUGAAGAUGUUCAGCCAAGAUGCUUUAUACUUAGAUCGCUCCUGUCUUCGCGAGCCCGCUUCCUCAUAGAGCUCACAUAACUUUUCUCCUCCUUCGUUCCGUACCGACGGAGACCUAUAACUCGAACUUGCAUCUGGUGAGAAGUAUGUGCGAGAGGCGAUCGGCGACGGGCACGGACUCUCUUCGGUCCCCCAAGUGGGAGCAGCGUGGAUUAAACACGAAUUAAUGUGGAAUUUAGCGGAGCCCAAAGGUGGAACGACGACCAGACACAGCGCUUCCUCGUCAGGGACUGACUGAUCAUGGUCGCCGUGGUCCGCUCUCUCAUGGUACUGCUGAUCGCUCAGGUGUUGCUGGAAGGUGCUACGGGACUUAUCCCCGAGGUCGGCCGGAGGAAAUACAGCGAGUCCGGGAAGCAGAGCCCCGAGCGGACGGAGAGCUUCCUCAACGAGUUCGAGCUGCGGCUUCUCAACAUGUUUGGACUGAGACGCAGGCCGACGCCGAGCAAGCAAGCGGUGGUGCCGCAGUACAUGGUGGACCUUUACCGCAUGCACUCAGCGAACGGAGACCACAGCACUAAACGGCCCAAGAGCAUGGGGAAGCACGCAGAUAGAGCCGCCAGCAAGGCCAACACGAUUAGAAGCUUUCACCAUGAAGAGUCUAUGGAGGCCCUGGCCAGCCUGAAAGGCAAAACAACCCAGCAGUUCUACUUCAACCUCACUUCUAUCCCUGAUGAGGAGCUCAUCACUUCUGCGGAGCUACGCAUCUACAGGGAUCAGGUCAUGGGAGCAGCAGCCCCAAACAUCAGCUCCAGAAACAGCACUACUAGCGAUAAAGUUCCUGCUGGUGGCUCCCAUCGAAUCAACAUUUAUGAGAUAUUCAGAGUUCCUGCCACUCAUGGCAGGGAACCUCUAGCACGUCUGCUGGACACUCGGCUAGUGCAGGACUCUUUAAGCCGCUGGGAGAGCUUUGAUGUCAGCCCCGCUGUAUCUCAGUGGACCUCCGGCAAAGGCCACAACCAUGGCUUCAUGGUGGAGGUACAUCACCCAGAGCAAGGGGCGAUGGAUGGGGAGCAUGCUAAGAAGCGUAGUAAGCAUGUCAGGGUGAGCCGGUCCCUGCACCAGGACCAGGACUCUUGGCCACAGGCUCGGCCCUUGCUGGUGACGUAUGGCCACGACGGCCGCGGGGACUCAGUGCUCCACACACGAGAAAAACGUCAAGCAGCCCUCCGCAAACAACGCAGAAAGCAACAGCACAAGGCAAGCUGCAAGAGGCAUGCCCUGUAUGUGGACUUCAGUGAUGUUGGCUGGAAUGAGUGGAUAGUGGCCCCCCCUGGGUACCACGCCUUCUAUUGCCAAGGGGAAUGUCCAUUCCCCCUUGCAGACCACCUCAAUUCUACCAAUCAUGCCAUUGUGCAGACGCUGGUCAACUCAGUCAACUCAAACAUCCCCAGAGCCUGUUGUGUGCCCACUGACCUCAGCCCCAUCUCCCUGCUCUACCUGGAUGAAUAUGAGAAGGUCAUCCUGAAAAACUACCAGGACAUGGUUGUGGAGGGAUGUGGCUGCCGGUGAGCAACGGACAGUGGGAUGGAGAGAAAGCGGGAGUGGGAAAGAAAGACUGAAAGGUUAUUAUGGACACCCGGUUUCCCAAUGAAGACGUUUAUUUAUAUGAAAGAUAGACAAAAAGGAGCUAUUGUGGAAGAAGAAAAAAAACUAUAUAUGAAUAUAUUUAUGUCUACGUAAAGUUGGGAAAAAUAAAUAUUUUAAUCAGAGGAAUAUUCCUUUACUGGUUUUGAAAAUGUAUUUCUGAUGUACAUUUCGAAAUGGGUGCAAUACCACAUGAAGUAUAAUGCUCAGAUUUUUAUUUUGUAUUUAUUUCUAUUAUAACCACUUUAUUUGUAAAUAAAUGUGUAUUUAUCAUGAAAAAAA
Molecule: messenger RNA, 2083 nt
Organism: Pleuronectes platessa (European plaice)
Lineage: Eukaryota; Metazoa; Chordata; Actinopteri; Pleuronectiformes; Pleuronectidae
Gene: bmp2b
Product: bone morphogenetic protein 2b
Exons: 3
Coding region: 458-1726 (422 amino acids)
Biological process (GO): SMAD protein signal transduction; BMP signaling pathway; negative regulation of transcription by RNA polymerase II
Cellular component (GO): extracellular region
Molecular function (GO): cytokine activity; BMP receptor binding; growth factor activity
Source: RefSeq, a predicted model, not a curated record